This is a messenger RNA of Neurospora tetraspora, 2688 nucleotides long. RefSeq lists its product as uncharacterized. NCBI's taxonomy places the organism in Eukaryota, Fungi, Ascomycota, Sordariomycetes, Sordariales, Sordariaceae. Gene Ontology annotation, cellular component: cytoplasm. The record is from RefSeq and is a predicted model, not a curated record. The coding region runs from base 1 to 2688 and encodes 895 amino acids. The transcript is spliced from 3 exons.
AUGAGUUCCGGCACAGGUAAGCCUGCUUUACAGGCAAAGGCAGGGCAGGGCAAUUUCGCUGCCGGUAUGCCGAGCACCCAGGCGAUACUGCUUGACAAGCUGAAUCGGGGUUCGACUCCUGACUCCGAAGCCUUAGCGAGCUCAGACGAUGAAGUUGACCCGCUUCGUCAAGAACCUCCGCCUACCUCAACACAAGCUCCCAAGCAACCUGUCCGACGGGCCUCGUGGCUGAAUGAUACGUCUCAACCACCACCGCCGCCCCGCCAGCGGAAAGAGUCGUUUGCGAGCACCUCCAUGUCUCCCACAACUUCCCACCCCAGCACACCAGCUGUAGACUCCGGGGUCGGUGCCUGGGGCACCCAUCCGGCUGCUUCUGCGGUUCAUGGCCGAUCCCAUGCUGGACCUGGUCCAUUCAGUACUACAUGGGGUGCAGGAAUCUGGACGAACGAACGGAACAACCCUCCCUCUCGUUUAGCAGAGGUUUUGCCUUCACCGACAUCUGGCGUACCACCUGGCAGCUCGGGCGGCUCGUUUUUUGAUAAUGCGCUAGCUCAGCAGUCGGCUGGCUCCAGGGAUGCAGUCCCAAACCCUCAGAUUCCGUUCCCGAUCCCUCUCCAUCCUACGCCCAAGACUUAUCGAUCACAGUCGUAUUCUGUUGGGCAGCUUGACCCGGAAACAUCUCUUCCUUCCGUUGCUACAUCCGCGGUUCUGGGCGGUCGUUCGCGUCCGCUAGGCCAUCCCGGCUUGCAGCAUCGUCCUUCUCGGCCUAGUAUGUUGAGUGAGAUGGCAAAUGAUGGCUCCAUGCUUGGAAAAGUAAAUGAAGACGAUGACGAUGAUAGUACUGGUUCUCUCCAGGGGGCCGGUCAGCAGCAGUCUGCUCAAGCGAAGGCUAUUGAGUCUUUGAUGCGCGAGAAUGCCAUGCUGCGCCAGCAGAAUCAGUAUCAAAGUUCGCGCUUGAGACCUCGAGCAUCUACCUCGAAUGUGUUUGGGUUGGGAAACGCGUACCUCCAGGAGGCUGUUCCCGAAGAAUCAGACUUUGCUGUCGAUGAGCUUGAUGAGGCGAACGAUGGGUCUGACUUCGGCAGGAGGAACAUGGCCAGACGGAUGAGCGAGUUUGGCGUAGGGCCGUAUCGCACCCCUUACAUGGCGGAUAACAGGAAAGUUGAGAAUGUUAACCUAAAGAGGGCCCUCUGGCAAACCUCCCUCGGGUUCGGGGGACUGGGAGAUAUUCCGCAGAGCAGACGGCACUCGUUUGCUGAUGUGCCAGUUCGGCAGAACUCCAUUGCUUCUAUUGGGGAAGGGAUCGCGCCACACGAAACCGGCCUUCAUGAUUCUGUGCCCGACUACACUUCUCCCGGUUAUCCUGAUGCUAUGGCACUGGCCAAUGCUGCUCAAGUACAAAACUACUUUGCGGGUGGUUCAUCGCAUGCCCUUGCCCAGUCGGCCUAUGGCAAUCAGUUUUCGUCGCCAUACUCUAUGCUUCCCAACGCGUACGCCAAUAGGCCCAACUCACCGCAUCGCAACAUGUACGGUGCAGCACAGCCGCGACAUGACCAGCCCCUUUACAUUGUUCUUUUCAAGUGUGCCAGAGCCGAUGUCUUCUAUAUCCAGGAAGGCACAGGGCUUACCGUAAAACCUGGCGACCUGGUCAUAGUGGAAGCUGACCGUGGCACGGAUCUGGGCACUGUCGCCAAGGACAACGUUGACUGGAAGACUGCAAAGGAACUCAAGGAGCACUAUGCCGAGGAGCAAUAUAGAUGGCUCAUGAUGUACUCUCAGAACGCAGGGAUGGCCCAAGAUGGUGUUGGUGCUGGCCUUAUGGCGGCCUCGAACCUGCAAGGAAGUGCCGUUGGCGGCAUGGGGCCCGCCGGUCAACACCACAUCCAGGAGCCGAACUCGGGAGAACUGAAACCGAAACUGAUCAAGAGGCUGGCGCAGGCUCACGAGAUUCAUGCUCUCAGAGAGAAGGAGGGAAAUGAGGCCAAGGCCAAGCGAGUGUGCAUGCAAAAGGUCAAAGAGCAUGGCUUGAACAUGGAGAUCUUGGAUGCCGAGUUCCAGAUGGACUGGAAGAAGCUGACCUUCUACUACUUCGCCGACUCCUACAUCAACUUCAACUCUCUGGUUACCGAUCUCUUCAAGAUUUACAAAACUCGUAUCUGGAUGUCGGCAAUCAACCCCGCCUCUUUUGCGAGCCCUACCCUUGGCUUACAGGCGCCCAGCGGAAUCGGCCCCGGGGCUGUCGGUGUCAGUCGGGCCUCUGCGGCAGCAGAACGCCGCCAGAACACGCAGCAACAAGACCAACAAAGCGUUUACACUGCUGCUGGUCAGACGGGGCGGAAUAUCCAGGGGGCGUUCCCAGGCGCCUUCACCCCUGACCGGGCAAUGGUUCCAGGAUCUGGCUACUCUUUACAAACCUAUCCCUGGAAUUCUUACGUUCCGUUUGGGGCCGCUUCGAGACCCGGCCCCGGACUUGGAGGACUGUCAUACGCUGUGCCCGGUAUGAUGCCGAAUUCCGAUACCUACACGGCAGGUGGUUUCCCACCGGCGGUAGACUACUCUGCACGACCCCGAUACCCAACACCCCAGGCAAGCUCUGGGCAGCAUGAGCAGAUAGGCUCUGCACAAGGGACACAGGCAGACUGGGCAACAGCGUUCCAAGGCCUUUCUCUCAACUCGAACCCCCGUUGA